ACCACCAUUAUCAUCAUGGGCGACCAACAAACAUCAGCACGCAUGGGUGUGAUGCCAGUCCCGCCCAACGAAAUCCAAAACUUUGAUGAACCUUACACUUCAGUGCAAAUGGCACUGAUCGUGGGUAACAUCACAACAUACGCCGUCGCGACCGUCUUUUUGUUCCUACGCAUUUAUACCUCAGCCUUCAUCAACAGGAGAACAGAUCUCGGCGACUUCUUUCUAUUCGCAUCGUGGGGCGUGGGAGCCGCCUCCAUUGCCUGCACAUUUAUAGCAAUCAAAUAUGGCUUUGGAAGACACUUGUGGAAUGUCGAGGUUACAGAGAUUUCGGGAUAUUUCCAACAACUCGUUGCCAUGUCUGUGACAUACUUCUGGACACCAACCCUUACCAAAUUGUCGGUUUUGACUCUCAUCUACCAAGUCUACCAAGCCAAGUGGGGCAAGAUGUGUGCUUUGGCUGUCGGUUCCUGUAUCGUUAUAUACACCGUCAUCCUCACAGUACUCGUAGCCGCGCCUUGCCAUCCGAUCAAUGGUAGUGUUGUGUGUCUCACCCGUGCUGGCACGGCGCACGCAGCUUUGAACAUCUUGUCAGAUGUCAUUGUCAUUGGUCUUCCCAUUCCUCUGGUCCACCAACUUCAGUUGCCCAUGCGUCAGAAGGCCUCCGUUGGAAUCCUCAUGACCCUAGGUUCUUUCUGUGUCGUCGCUUCUAUCGGUAGAACCGUAGCUGUGGCCGAUAUCCAGAACAACCCAGACAUUACCUGGGUUCAAGCCAAGGUCGGAGUUUGGUCUGCCAUCGAAUUGAAUGUUGGGAUUCUGGGUGCUAGCUUGGCUCGCCUCAAACCCUUUGUACAGAAAUACUUCCCUGCGUUAUCCAGAACUAUCGUCUCGACCGGGCAGCACAAAUAUGCUGGAGGCAGUGGAUACGAUGACAAGAAGCCCCGACCCGAUCGCGACACAUACCUUCUACACAGCGUCCAAAGGAGUGAUGACCCGUCUUCUUUUGAUGGACCUAGCGAACAUGGGGGAAUCAGUGUAAAAUCUGAUAUCUAUGUUUCUCAGUCCAAGGAUUUCAAGAAAGACUCUGGGCCACGACAAAAUUGGGCUUGA
This is a messenger RNA of Periconia digitata, 1107 nucleotides long. NCBI's taxonomy places the organism in Eukaryota, Fungi, Ascomycota, Dothideomycetes, Pleosporales, Periconiaceae. The record is from the annotation of a GenBank genome assembly.